AUGGAGGCGAACCAGAGUCUGCACCCUGAAGGGCGCGACGAUCCUGCCUCAUUCCACUCUCCGCCGCCCACCCCUUCUGGCUGCGAGAUCGACCCGACGGUGAUUGAGUCUUCACAGCUCUCUCUGGGCCCCAAUGACCUCGAUGAGCUCCGUCCACUCGCAGUGACCACCGAACUCAGACUUCCUCGAACGCAGCAAACUAGGUCCACACUGUCGAGGAUAUUCAAAAUCCCGGCCACUUUGAGGACAGGUACCGCCGCUUGGCGGUUGCCUCUUUCACAACUUGCAGGACAGACACGUCUCGGCAUAUUCUGGAAUUGCAUCACCGGCCUGCUCGGCUUCACCUGGACAGUCGAAGCGCUCUACGCGCUUGGCAGCAACCAGCAUCGCAGAACAGCGGCCGAUAAUAUCGUUUGGCGCACAGGAGAUUGCAAUGAGAUUUCCCAUCUGAAUACCUUCAUCCACGCCCUAGUCAACGUUGCUGCGACUGGGCUCCUCGGGAAUUCCCUUUAUUGGAUGCAAGUCUUGUCGGCGCCGAACACAUCCCAAGUCAGAGAGUUCCACGCUCGUGGCCAGUCCUUGAAAAUUGGCGGUAGCAGUUUCAGGGCUGCUUGGCGAUUACAUUGGUGGAGAUUCGUCUUGUGGUUACUCAUCGGCGCAAGCUCUGUGCUUAUGCAUUUCGCUGUCAAUGCUGCUGUGUUUACCGCUUCGCCAUACGUCGUCUAUCCGAUGGUUGGAGUAACAUCAGACUGGCGCAGUGCAGAACAAGAUUGGGAAACAAACAACGCACACGCCGGGAUAGGCGUCCUCGGGGUGCAGAGAUCUUUAGAGUGGAAGAAUUCUACAGGAUACCCGUCUAUCUUCCAGAUCCCGCAACGCAUGCAAACAUUUGAACGUAUCGAUAAGAGCAAGUGUAUCGAUUAUUUCAUCUCGCCACUGAACACGACUCGCGAACUCGUACUGGUUCUCGACCGAACUUCAAGCAAAUCUAAUGCUUCCGGCUCAUCACUUUUGCUUGGGGACUUUCGUGUGUUCAGCACCGACAAUUUCCGGAGGGCACCGAACUGGAUCUGCUACAUCGCUAAGGCGAAGAGGGUAACCUCUCGCCAGGAAGAUUUCCCCUGUACUCGUGAGUGGGCAAACGAGUUCCAGGAUACUUGGCAGGUUCGUACACCUUAUAUGCCAUUGCGAGAUCAGGGCGUCUUCCCGAUAUUUAACGUUUCGCACUGUCUGGUUGGGGAGGUGGCUGACCAAUCUACGCGCUGCAGCUUGCUUUUCGACCACGAUCUUUUGAUCUUCAGUGUGGUGUGUAUCAUGCUUCAAUUUGGCACCGUGCUGAUCAUCGUGCUCUUCUGUCGCACAGGAGCUCUUGUUCACUGGGGCGAUUUGGUGGCUGAAUGCCUUCGAGGGAAAAUUUUACCUGCUGUAGAGCUCGAGAAGUCCGACAAGCGUUGGAGCAAGCGUUCGACGGUGAGAAAAGGGACAGCGAUUUGGCCGAACAAACGCAGCUUCUGGAUACAUGCCGUGCCGGUCGGACAUUGGAUCUUCUUCGCAACCACUCGAUACGAUGUGAUAUUGCCGCUCCGAGAUUACUUUCCGUCCCUCAAGCACACGAUAGACAAGAACAUCACGCGUGCUAGUGCCAUUGUAGCCAACUUCCCGCAAGUGGCCCUAAGCUUCAUGUACGUCGCUUCACUCAAGGUUCUCAACCGUCAGCAUAUCGCGCAUGCGUUCCUCAAGUACAUAACAAUUCCAAAGAAUUUGCGAGUAUCCGACCCGGAAAUUGAUUUAUCUACAGCCAAGGGCGAGCCGACCCUAUCGACCCAGCUCAAACGACCCCAUGUCUUGCUUUGGAAGCAGCUCAAAUGGUUGUGGUCGCAGUGCGUCACCCUUUGGAUGUGGUUGCGAAGGAAGCCUAUUGAACGAAACCCUCCAAGUACCGAAUUCCUCUUUCAACGUCAACAGCAUCUCACCCUCCCUGACAAGUACCAAUACUCGCUUGUCUUGGCCAAGGUCGCGCUACACUGGGCGUUCUCUCAGAGCAUCUUCGUGCUCGGCAUUACAACCUGGGGACCGGGCCCUGCGGGUGUGCACCUUGUCGAUUUCGACUCCGCCGCGAUCGGUUGGUCGGCCAUGGGCAUCAUGAUCUCUAUCAUUCUCGGGUGCUGCGUCUUUGUCUUUUUGCUCGCCCACGGUAUUUUCCAACGACGGAUGAUACUCAGGAUCUCGCGCUACAACGCGUGA
Dissoconium aciculare CBS 342.82 is the source of this 2244-nucleotide messenger RNA. RefSeq lists its product as uncharacterized. The record is from RefSeq and is a predicted model, not a curated record. The transcript is spliced from 4 exons. Lineage: Eukaryota; Fungi; Ascomycota; Dothideomycetes; Mycosphaerellales; Dissoconiaceae. The coding region runs from base 1 to 2244 and encodes 747 amino acids.